This is a messenger RNA of Lactuca virosa, 2694 nucleotides long. NCBI's taxonomy places the organism in Eukaryota, Viridiplantae, Streptophyta, Magnoliopsida, Asterales, Asteraceae. The record is from the annotation of a GenBank genome assembly.
CGUAAUCUUUUUCUCUCUCCGACCCAUAUCUCGCGCUCCUCUGUUUCUCUCUCAUCUCUCUCAUCGAGACUUGGUAAACUCAGAAAUAUCGAAGAAACUUCCUCUUCAACCCAACCCCAUAUCGCAUUUUAAUUUAUUUUAUUACAAAACGAACCCCCAGAAAUCUAUCAACGUAUCUGUUGGUUGUAUGGUUCUUGUGCAUCAUCGCAGACUUCACACCUUGUUCAACAUCUGUUCUUUGGUUCGCCUUCAGCAUUCUGAAUCAAUUUAAAGAAGCUCUUUUUUUUUAUUUAUGGAGUUGAAGAUGUCCCCUUAUUUAAUGAGAGUUUAAAGGUUGAUGCUGCAUUUUUGAACUCCUUCAAGCAUAAUCUAUAUAACAAUGAAUCCUCGACCUGAGAAGUUUGUGAGGUUUCAGGAUUUGAGAUCAGAAAAUAGCAGCAGUGGAGGUUCUUCACGGAGAUUGAAAACAGCAUUGGGUUCAGUUUCUCAGAUGUUCCGGAAAGGUCUAGAACAUGGUUCGGGAGGGAUUAAAAGCCUGAAACGAUCAAUGGAAUCCCAUUCCUUCAACAGAAUCAUGAGUAGAGGCCUUGGUUCUUGGAAGAAUACACUUAACCCUCAAGGGAAAUUCCUUCAGAAGUGGAACAAAAUAUUUGUGUUGUCAUGUGUGAUUGCUGUUUCUGUAGAUCCAUUAUUCUUUUAUAUUCCUAUAGUUAUAGAUGACAAGAAGUGUCUUGAUCUGGACAAGAAGUUGCAGAUCACAGCCAGUGUGUUGCGGUCCUUCACUGACAUCUUCUACAUCGUUCAUAUCAUGUUUCAGUUUCGUACUGGUUUUAUAGCUCCUUCUUCACGGGUAUUUGGUAGGGGUGUUCUUGUUGAAAAUUCUUGGGAGAUUGCAAAGAGAUACAUGUCUUCUUACUUUCUGGUUGACAUUCUAGCGGUUCUUCCAUUGCCACAGAUUGUGAUUUGGUUGGUUAUACCGAAGAUGCAUGGGUCAAGAUCUUUGAAUACAAAAAACAUGUUGAAGUUUGUUGUUGUGUUCCAGUAUAUCCCCAGGAUGCUUCGAAUCUAUCCACUUUAUAAAGAGGUCACAAGAACUUCUGGCAUACUUACUGAAACCGCAUGGGCUGGAGCUGCUUUCAAUCUCUUGCUUUACAUGCUCGCUAGUCAUGUAUUCGGGGCAUUUUGGUAUUUGUUUUCUGUUGAACGUGAAACAACCUGCUGGGAAGAGGCGUGUAAAAAUACAACCGGGAAAAAUAUAACAAAUUGUUCCCGUUCUUGGUUUUCUUGUGGUAAUCAAUCACAUCCUGUUGAGUAUUUGAAUUCAAGCUGCCCCAUAACAGAAAUGGAAAACCCUCCUUAUGAUUUUGGAAUCUUUCUUCCUGCCCUUCAAUCUGGUGUUGUCAACUCACUUGAUUUUCCACAGAAGUUUUUUUACUGUUUCUGGUGGGGUCUGCAAAAUCUUAGUUCUCUCGGUCAAAACCUUCAAACGAGUACCUUUGUGUGGGAAAUUUGCUUUGCGGUGUUCAUUUCUAUAUCUGGUUUGGUAUUAUUCUCGUUUCUCAUCGGAAACAUGCAGACAUACCUGCAAUCUACAACAAUAAGAUUGGAGGAGAUGAGGGUGAAAAGACGAGAUGCAGAGCAAUGGAUGUCCCACCGGUUGCUUCCAGAACCUCUCAAGGAACGAAUCAGAAGAUACGAACAAUAUAAAUGGCAGGAAACGAGAGGCGUUGAUGAAGAUAAUUUGAUCCGGAACCUUCCCAAGGACCUUAGAAGGGAUAUAAAGCGUCAUCUUUGUUUGAAACUGCUAAAAAGGGUGCCAAUGUUUGAAAAAAUGGAUGAUCAGUUGAUGGAUGCGAUGUGUGACCGUUUGAAACCGGUUUUGUAUACGGAAGAUAGUUAUAUUGUGAGGGAAGGGGACCCGGUUGAUGAGAUGCUGUUUGUGAUGCGUGGGAAGUUAUUGACAGUUACAACAAACGGUGGUAGGACCGGUUUCUUCAACUCUGAUUAUCUGAGAGCGGGUGAUUUUUGUGGUGAAGAGCUGCUGACAUGGGCCUUGGAUCCCCAUACAUCAUCAAACCUCCCCAUUUCCACAAGAACAGUCCAAGCACUUGAAGAAGUCGAGGCCUUUGCUCUCAUGGCAGAUGACCUUAAAUUUGUAGCUUCUCAGUUCAGGAGACUUCACAGUAAGCAGCUACGCCACACUUUCAGAUUUUACUCCCAGCAAUGGCGGACGUGGGCCGCUUGUUUCAUACAGGCGGCAUGGCGGCGGCGUUGCAGGAAGAAAAUGGAAGAUUCCCUCCGGGAAGAAGAGGAUAGGCUGCAGAACGCCUUGACUGGAGGUGGUGGGAGUGGGAGUUCGCCCAGUUUGGGUGCUACAAUCUAUGCAUCAAGAUUUGCAGCCAAUGCCCUUCGUGCUUUAAGGCGGAAUGGUGCAAGGAAAGCAAGGAUUCCUGACAAGUUGCCUCCAUUGAUGCUUCAGAAGCCUGCAGAGCCUGAUUUCACUUCCGAAGAUAAAUGAUAUAUGUUACUCAUGUGCUUUUUUUUUUCUUUUAAAUUUAUUAUAGCCUUUAUCUUUUUUAGGGCUUGUUUAUAGUGUAUGUUGUACAAUGACACAACUUCUUAAUAGCUAUUCCGAUUGUUGUAAAAGAUAAAAAGAUAAAAAUUAGUUAAAUGAUUCUUUAUUAUAGCCCUACC